This is a messenger RNA of Sinocyclocheilus anshuiensis, 3319 nucleotides long. Its product is annotated as angiomotin-like 2a. NCBI's taxonomy places the organism in Eukaryota, Metazoa, Chordata, Actinopteri, Cypriniformes, Cyprinidae. The transcript is spliced from 11 exons. Gene Ontology annotation, biological process: angiogenesis; establishment of cell polarity involved in ameboidal cell migration; actin cytoskeleton organization. Bases 421 to 2574 code for a protein of 717 amino acids. The record is from RefSeq and is a predicted model, not a curated record. Gene Ontology annotation, cellular component: plasma membrane; cytoplasmic vesicle; bicellular tight junction.
CUUCAGCAGCGCGCUCCGCGUGGGGGCGAGCGGUUCUCCCUGCGUUCUCCGAGAGGAGGCGGGCCGAGCGACAAGCGGAACUGCUUUUGAUCCCCGAGGGACUCGCCGCCUUCACAUUCCGCGCAUUCCAGGGACCGUGAACAAUCGGAGCUCGGUCAUUUAUUAGCAGAGCCCCUCCCCUCCUGAGCUCAGUCUGCUGGAGGAGCUCUCCAGACGCGCACGCAGCUCAAACAUACGCAUGGAAAUAAAAGCCGUACCCAACGUAUUUCCUUAAGGAUUAUAUCGUUAAACAGAUAAACGAGUACAGAAAGUCGUCCGUAACUUUUGGUCGUGAUGCGAUUGUGAUUUGGUUCACAGUCUAGCCCAAAAAACUCCCCUAACACAGUAUCGUUGAUUACUAUCUGCAAAACAAAGACUGAAAUGAGAACGGCAGAGGAUUCGUCAGGCACGGUGCUGCACCGACUGAUUCAAGAGCAGCUCCGUUAUGGAAACCCUACUGAUCCUACGCUGUUGGCCAUCCAGCAGCAGGCUCUGCGUGGAGGCAGUAGCGGUGGAGGUGCAGGAAGCCCUCGUUCGUCCCUGGAAAGCCUAACGCAAGAGGAAUCACUUUCUCCCCAGUUGUCCACCCGGCAAGAGCCCCAGGGCCAAGAGCACCAGGGGGACUACCAGCAUUCAGAGAGUCCCAUCUGCCACCUCUAUCAGUUCCACACAGAGGAGCUGCCUACUUAUGAGGAAGCAAAGGCUCACUCACAGUACCUGGCCUACCAGAGAGGUCAGGUAGGGCUUCAGCACGGCAGCCUGGAGACCCCUGGUGUGGUUGGAGGAGCCGAGCAGGAAGAGAGAGUGUGGGAUAUGAAGCGAGAGCAUGCUCGCUCGCUCAGCGAACACUUCAUGCAGCUCUCGCUGGAGAGGAACUGUGCCCAUGACAGUAUUCCCAUGAGCUCAUCGCAUAGCUACCCCCAGCUCUCUAAUAACCACUCUGGUCCUGUUGUAAACGAGAGGUCGAUGCAUGAGCCAGACCAACGCGGUCCACCCCCGGAAUACCCCUUCAUGGUCAGAUCCCCUGGAUAUAUGCUUAGUCAUUCACAGGAACAUGGGCACUUUUACAAAGAGCCUCCCCCUGCUUUCCAUUCACAGCAUCACAGGUUAUUUCCAACCCAGUCGCAAACGCCCCACCAUAGCGGCCUGCCCACGUUGACCCCUGCUGGUCAGGAUGUCAUUGUUGGAGGAUACAGCAUCCCGGUGAGCAACUGCCAAGUAGAGCAGCUCAUUAAAGAGAACGAAAGACUGAGAGGAGAAGUGGAGAGCUACAGCGAGAAGGCAGCAAGGCUACAGAAGCUUGAACUGGAGAUUCAGAGGAUAUCGGAGGCCUAUGAGACUCUUAUGAAGGGAUCUGCAAAGAGAGAAGCCCUUGAGAAAACCAUGAGGAACAAGCUUGAGAGUGAGAUCAAGCGACUUCAUGACUUCAACAGAGAUCUCAGGGACCGCCUGGAAACAGCCAGCAAACAGAGAGCAGCCAUGGAAGUUGAAGACAAGAGUCGGCAUGCCUUCGCCAAACUGGUUGAGCAAAAUGAGGAUCACCUUAGAGAGCGGGAACGUCUGGAAAAAGAGCUGCAGCAUCUGCACGUCUCAGGAGAAGAAUGGAAGAGGCGCAGAGAAGCCUUGGAGCAAGCGCUGAUGUCCACUCAGACACGAAAUAGGCAGCUGGAAGAAGAGUUACGCAGGAAAAGAGCUUACGUUGAGAAGGUGGAGAGAAUGCAGAGCGCCCUGGCACAGUUGCAGGCGGCAUGUGAGAAGAGGGAGGCGCUGGAGUUACGAUUGAGGACCAGACUGGAGCAAGAGCUGAAGAGCCUGAGAGCACAGCAGUGGCAGUCUCAAGCCCAGCAAACGAGUCCUAGGUCCUACUUGGACCUUAACGUGUCAUCUCUGCAUCAGCAGCUGAGGGAGCGAGAGGAGCAGGUUCUGGCCCUGGAGGCUGACAUAACCCGCUGGGAGCAGAAGUAUCUUGAGGAGAGCACAAUGCGUCAAUUCGCCAUGGAUGCUGCUGCUACUGCUGCAGCUCAGAGGGAUACAACAAUCAUCAACCAUUCACCUCGCCAUUCACCCAAUAGCAGCUUCAAUGAGAACCUGCCGUCCCCUAACCACAGACAUCAGGAGAUGGAAAACCGGAUUCGGGCGCUUUAUGCUCAACUUUUGGAGAAGGAUGCCAUUAUAAAGGUCAUGCAGCAGCGGUCACGACGGGAGCAAGGCCGACCUGAGUCGCUAGGCCUACGACCUGCUCGAUCUGUUCCCUCCAUCAACACGGUUGCCACAGCCAGCAGCACCCAAACCAAAGGGAAAAGCCUCUCGGAUGACCAGACGGCAGCCGCGUCAUUGCCCCCGUUGCCCCAUCCGCUAGCCAAAACCCAGUGUCGAGACAGCAGCACCCAGUGUGAAGAAUCUUCAGAUGAGACCAACCCUAAAACAGAGCCUGCUCCACAAUUUUCCAUUGCUCCCAGUUCUGAUUCCACUGCUCUCAACACAAACCAGAUCAGCAGUGCUGUUGAAAACGACAUGGUGGAGAUUCUCAUCUGAGAUGAACGUUGUUCAGCUUGAUGCUGCCUGCUGUUCUUACACACAGAAGAUUCUCAUUGGAUGUCCAUUUGAGGACCAACCAUAUCAAGAGAAUCCUGUGCUUGCUAUGAGAAGAGCUCGCCAUUGAAGUGCAUCAGACAGAAAGAAGAACGAAUAGUGGGAGUAACCUAAAACUGAUUCUCGGUGAAGGAGAGCUGAGCUCUCCUGACAGUGCCUCCACACGUUAAAGGACAGUGUUCAUUCUCAGCUGGUGGCUCUCAACCUGGACUGUGAGAUGUAUGGUCUGAAUUUGAGGUGCUUGGACAGUACUCUACAGAGCUCCAAAAAGCUACCACAAGACUUCUUAAGUGCUUAUAAACACAUUGUACAUGUUCUUUUGUAUUUAUGAGUAUUGCUGCUGACUGUGUGACAGAAUGGAGAAAUAGGAAGAAAUAUCCCACUGUUGUGAAACUUUUUUGUUUUUGCAUUUGCUUUUUGUUUGAGGAACAACCAAGGGCAGUUUUGUUGUUUUUUUUUUUUUAACCAACUAAGUAUACCGACCCAUGUAAGACUAUAUCCCACAUUCCUAGAUAAAAGCACAGACAAAUAUAUCUCUAACUGUAUGUGCUCCAUGUAUAGUAGAUGUACCAUCGCAACUGCUUCAUCCUUAAAUAUCAAGAAAAGAAUAGUUUGGAUUGUAGGAGGCCAAAUACAGUUUGAACCUGGAGGCCUGGGAUUAGACAAUUAACCAGAAUAGUUGGGUAAA